UAAAGAUCCCCACUUUGUGUGUGUUUAGGGCCAUUUGCAGAUAAUACAGGAAGGGUAGGCUGAGCAAAAAGCAAUUUUCUGAGCCAAGUCUUCAUUCCCUGUCUUCCAGCCUCCCAUGCCAAAGCAGAGGCUUCUGAUCAAGGGCGGAAGAGUUGUGAAUGAUGACCAAUCUGUGGAGGCUGAUGUGUAUGUGGAAGAAGGAGUGGUGCAGGAUGUGGGACCAAACCUAAAUCCCAAGCCUCCCAAUGGCCUCACCGUGCUGGAUGCGACCAACAAGCUGGUGAUCCCUGGGGGCAUCGAUACACACACGCACUUGCAAUUCCCUUUCAUGGGCACCACAUCAAAAGAUGACUUCUAUACAGGAACAAAGGCUGCUGUAGCAGGAGGCACCACUAUGAUCAUUGACUUUGCCAUUCCUCAGAGAGGCUGCUCUCUUAUUGAAGCUUUUAAUAAAUGGAAAAGCUGGGCAGACCCUAAGGUUUGCUGUGAUUAUGCACUGCAUGUGGCUGUUACCUGGUGGAGCGACAAGGUGAAGGAGGAAAUGAAAAGUCUUGUUCAAGACAAAGGUGUCAAUUCCUUCAAGAUGUUUAUGGCCUAUAAAGAUUUAUACAUGCUUAGUGAUGAUGAAUUGUACGGAGCUUUCUCUUGCUGUAAGGAACUUGGAACAAUUGCUCAGGUUCAUGCGGAGAAUGGGGAGCUAAUAGCACAGAACACGAAGAAGUUGCUGGCAAUGGGGAUAACUGGUCCUGAGGGUCAUGCUUUGUCACAUAGUGAAGAUGUGGAAGCUGAAGCUACGCAUAGAGCAAUUACCAUAGCAAAUACCAUAAACUGCCCCCUUUAUGUAGUCCAUGUGAUGAGUAAGUCUUCAGCAAGGAUGAUAACCAAUGCACGAAAUGAAGCUUCCAGGAGGAUCUGCUCCGUUAUCUUCCCUGGCACUGAGAUAAGACUGACAGGAAAGGUGGUUUACGGGGAGCCUAUUGCUGCUGGUCUUGGCAUCGAUGGUACCAACUACUGGAAUGAAGACUGGGCUCAUGCUGCAGCACACGUGAUGUCACCUCCACUCAGUCCAGAUCCUUCUACUCCGGAUUUCCUCAUGAACUUACUGGCCAAUGAUGACCUGUCUGUGGUAGGGACUGACAACUGCACUUUCGACACAUGCCAGAAAGCUCUGGGAAAGGAUGAUUUCACCAAAAUCCCUAAUGGACUGAAUGGAGUGGAAGACAGGAUGUCAGUAGUGUGGGAAAAAGGCGUUUACAGUGGAAAAAUGGAUGAAAACAGAUUUGUAGCUGUUACCAGCACAAAUGCAGCAAAGAUCUUUAACCUUUAUCCGAAGAAGGGAAGAAUUGCUGUGGGUUCUGAUGCAGAUAUCGUAAUUUGGGAUCCUGAAGCUACAAGGACAAUAUCUGCAAAGACACAUCACCAGGCCAACAACUUCAAUGUGUUUGAAGGAAUGGUCUGUCAUGGAGUCCCCGUUGCAACAAUUUCAAGAGGCAAAGUGGUUUAUCAUGACGGAGUUUUCAAUGUCACAGCAGGACAAGGCAAAUACGUCUCUCGUCCACCAUUUCCUCCAUAUGUCUAUGAACGAGUCAAGCAGCGGGAGGAGGUCUGUCAGCCAAUUCCUGUUAAGAGAGAACCAUAUGCAGGCGUGGUCUCAGCAACACCUGUCACACCAAGAUAAAAGCAGAUGAAAAUGACCCUGAUGUCUCCACCGAAGAAGUGCACAUUUAGUUCAAAACCAGCUUCUCAAGUGCCAAUGUGAAACAACUGCAACCAAUAAACUGCGCUUCCUGCAUGAAAGUUGUCUUGCAAUCUCUCUUUAAAAGAAAUUUUAUUAGUAAAGCUUGAAAACACUUUUUAGAAAAUGACAUAAUAUUAAAUAUUAAUUGCAAUUAUAAUAUGGCAGUAGGUCUGUAGAUUCUUAAAUGUGGGUAAAUCUGGGGGCAAUUUCUUAAUAUUUAUCUUUAAAGGGGGUCUGGUAACCUGUACAGUAAAAGCAAUGAACAGUAGCCUUUAAACACAUGGCAUACAUUAUCCAGUCACAGCCUAUGAACCCUAAUUCUCUAAUUAAUGUAUUAGAAAGAUCUCUGUAUUUAGGGACACAAGGAAUUCUCAUACCAGAUCCUGGAGCUGAUUCUUCUAUUUUCCUGUUCUCUAUUUCUGAAAGGGAUCAGGUACAGAAAAGUACUGACUCGGGGGGAACUGUCACUAUUUUAGAGCUGCUGCUACAUCUCCCUGUUCUGUGUUUAACGUGGAUUUCAAUCCUGCCAGUUACACAGCCAAGUGUUUAUUGGCAUGGUCAAGCAUUUCCUAUUAUAACCUACGGAAAUCUAUGCUAAUUGUGCUGCUGAACUCAUCUACUGUAUUGAUUCUGGACAUAGACCUUCUAACUUAAAGGGUUACGAAUCGAGGUUAUUAGGACAUGAACUUUUGAAAAUCUUUUUACAGAAAAUGUGAAGUUUCCCUCAAUAUAAAUGAUACAAAUUGUGAGUUUUCUGUUCAUUUGUUUUCUAGGAUAGGAUUCUUGAAUUUAAAAAUAUAUAUUCUCACUUUUUAAAUGUAUUUGAUUUCCCCUCUGAGAAGUAAUUGUAUUCUAAGAAGCAUGAAUCUGUUUCCCCAUAUAGGCAUAUUUUGCUUCAGAAACCUAGAAUUAGGUUUAAAUUCAAAUUUUUACAUGCAUUAGCCCUCUAUUUUUAAGCAGCAGAAAUAUUUAAGAGAGAAAUGAGGCCAACAGAACACCGCCUGUAUGGAGAUUUUUGUGUCCUGUAUUUGGAAGCGCUGUAACCUGUUCUGUGCAAGCCGUAAGCCAAACAAGCACAUGGGGGACAUUCAUCUUUGUAAGACAGACACAGAAAGCAUGUGAUAGUUACUGUUCUUUUAAAUUUGACAGUGGAAGACAGUCUUAUAUUUCCUGCUACAUUCAUAGGCAUAUGAUGAUGUAUGAGCUUGUAACAGAAACAAACUCUAAUACAUUGGUAGUUCUUCUGUCUCUAAACAGCAAAGGAGACUCUUCUUUGUAAGGUGAUGGAGGUUAAUUGCGUGUGUUUAGGAAGAGCUAGCACAGGCUCCCAGCUCUCCAGCUCUCUUUGACAGAAUGGCAGAACCAGGUAUCCAGUACUAUCACAAUCACUGUUAAAAGGUAGUAGAAUUCACAUUCUGUGUAGACUUCUAGAUCUGUAGAUGUAUAGAUCUGUAUGUGAGUUUAUGUCUAGUCUCUUUGUAAACAACAAAGAGAAUGAGGUCCUCCA
Lagopus muta (rock ptarmigan) is the source of this 3245-nucleotide messenger RNA. It is a transcript of the gene DPYS, whose product is annotated as dihydropyrimidinase. Gene Ontology annotation, cellular component: cytoplasm; cytosol. Gene Ontology annotation, biological process: pyrimidine nucleobase catabolic process. Gene Ontology annotation, molecular function: dihydropyrimidinase activity. The record is from RefSeq and is a predicted model, not a curated record. The coding region runs from base 116 to 1678 and encodes 520 amino acids. NCBI's taxonomy places the organism in Eukaryota, Metazoa, Chordata, Aves, Galliformes, Phasianidae. The transcript has 11 exons.